GAGUGGGGAGGCGAGGCUGCGCGAGCGCCGGUCCGGGCCACUACAGUCAGUCUAAAGCGCGCCGGCGCGCAGGGUGUACGAACUGGCAGUGAGUGUGUGUGUGUUUGGCAUGCUGUAAGGCUCAACAUGGGGUGUUUUAGUUUGAGAUCGCUGCUGUUAGCAGCCAUCGUUAUAAGUAAUUGUAUCACAUGGACCGCGUCCAGGCACUCCUACACACACAAUGUAUCCGGCCACCGCAGAAGACACAGGCGACAGGGCGCCGGGCAGUACCUACCAAAUUCAUACGUCAUACCUGGAGGUGAGGGCAGUGAGAAGGGCUGGGGCCCGUGGGGGAACCCCAGCAACUGCUCGCGGCCCUGUGGCGGCGGUGUUGCCAGCCAGAAGAGGAUAUGCCUCAUAGAAGGGUCUGGCGCAAGCUGUACGGGUGGGGACACGAAGUACUUCUCCUGCAACACGCAGGACUGCCCCGAGCAGACCGACUUUCGUGCAGAACAGUGCGCAGAGUUCAACGAUAAAGCCUUCAAGGGGACCAAGUACAAUUGGGUACCGUAUACGAACGAUCCCCGGCCGUGCGAGCUGAACUGCAUGCCGAAGGGCGAGCGGUUCUACUACCGGCAAGCGCCGAAGGUGAAGGACGGCACGCGAUGCAACGACGAGUCCUUCGACGUCUGCGUUGAUGGCACUUGUCAGCCGGUUGGCUGCGACAUGAUGCUGGGCUCCAACGCUCGCGAAGACAAAUGCCGCGUGUGCCGCGGCAACGGGACCAACUGCCACACCAACGCCGGCCUUAUCAACAACCAAGAUUACACCCAAGGGUACAAUGAUAUUCUCCUAAUACCCGAAGGAGCAACGAAUAUUAUUAUAGAGGAGAUAGACAAAUCCAACAAUUAUCUUGCUCUCCGAUCAAAGAAGGACAACAAGUACUACCUGAACGGCGACUACCAGAUCAGCUUUCCUCACACGAUGCAGAUCGCCGGCGUGCCGUGGCAUUACGAGCGCAGCGUUCAGGGCUUCGCGGCGCCUGACAAGCUGCGGUGCUUGGGACCAAUCAACGAACCACUUUACCUCUCGCUGCUCUUGCAAGAGCCAAACGUGGGCAUCAAAUACGAAUACAGCAUCCCGAAAGACCUGGCACCGCCCACCAACGCGACCUACACCUGGACGCACGAGGAGUUCUCUCCAUGCAGUGUUACUUGCGGCUCAGGUUUUCAAACCCGCAACGUAACAUGCCGCACGCGCGACGAGCUAGAAAUUGUGGACGAUAGCCUCUGCGAUGCAGGACUCCGGCCCAUUGCCAACGAGACCUGCCAGCUGGCCGAGUGCAUGCCGGAGUGGGUGCCGAGCCCAUGGGGGCCCUGCUCCAAACUCUGUGGCACUGGUGGCUCGCAGUCGCGUUCGGUGCAGUGCCAGAAGAUCAUCUCUAACGGAUACCCGUCGAUAGUGGACGAGAACCAAUGCUUCAGACGGCUAGGCGACAAGCCCGAAGAGCACCAGAAGUGCAACGUCAACGCGUCCUGCCCCACAUGGUUCACUGGACCUUGGAAACCUUGCGACAAGCUGUGUGGCGACGGCAAGCAGACGCGCCAGGUAGUCUGUCACAGGAAGACCAACGGCCGAGUGGAAGUGCUGGUCGACGAGAGCUGCGAAGACGAGAAGCCAGCCGCGGAGCAGCCCUGCAACAUCCACCCGUGUGACGGUAUCGACUGGGUUAUUUCCAACUGGACCGGAUGUGACUCCUGCAUAUCGAAGUACUACACGCGUGAGGCUCUGUGCGUGACAAAGGACCGUCAGGUUGUGGACUCGGAUCUAUGCUCGUACCAUCGUAAGCCGGAGCUGCAGAAGCCGUGCGACGAGUCUACGCUACCUGCCUGCGAGUCGCAGUGGUAUGCCACACAGUGGAGUAAUUGUUCAGUAGACUGCGGCGUAGGCGUAAAAACGCGCAAGGUGUUCUGCGGGUUCUUCGACGGCGGCGCCGUCCAGCAGGUCGACGAGGCCAAGUGCGACGCGGACACCAAGUACAACGACACCACGCCGUGCGAGGUCCCGGCCGACAACUGCCCCGCUAUCUGGUUCGCGGCCAACUGGACCGAGUGCACGAAAGAAUGCGACGGUGGCGUGCAGUACCGCAAGGUGAUGUGCCUGAGCGGCGGCAACGCGUCCAGCUCUUGCCCCGAAGCCGACAUGCCUGACGAAGAACAGUCCUGCAACCCUGAGCCCUGCAAUAUAGACGAGCUGUUGUCGGUGUCAUCGACGACGGUGAUGGACGACGACGACUUGCCCGACUGCGAAGAGGAGGAGGAGGAGGAGGUUGGCGCGGAACUGCUGACCAGCACCUCGCUCAGUGACAUGAUGUUCAGUGACGCUUCAUCUACAGCAGAGGGUUCGGGGGCCACUGAAACGGAAUUCGACUUCAGCUCUUUCUCGACCGUAACUGGAUCAGAUAUGACUGAAUUAGGCUCUGGCGAAACUGACUUAACCACGGAGUCUGGAUCUACGGUUACUGGCUCCGAUUUGACAGAAGAAACUGGCUCAACAAGUUCGACUGAAACCGGAGAAACCUCAACACCUGGCUCAACAGACACUAGCUCAACUGUGUCAGGCAGUGAUACAACUGGCUCGGAAGAGACUACAGAAACAUCAUCUGGAUCAUCAGGCUCAGAGGUGACCGAGGGCACGGGCUCCACAGUGGCCGGUGAGACCACGACGCCGGGCUCCACUGUGUCUGGAGAGACCACAGUGUCAGGAUCCACGGACAGCUCUACUGAAGUCUCAAGCAGCGGUGAUACCUCUGCCUCGGAGUCUAGCUCAGACUCCAGCUCAGCGGUGGCCGGUGAAACCACAACAGCCAGCUCCACUGUGGCCGGUGAAACCACAAUAGGCGGCUCCACUGUGGCUGGUGAAACCACAACAGCUGGCUCCACUGUGGCCGGUGAAAGCACAACUGCUGGGUCAACCGUGGCUGGAGAGACCACAACCCCUGGAUCCACAGUCAGUGGCUCAACUGGGGUCUCGAGCAGUGAUGCUACCAGCUCAAGCGAGCCUACUGAAACGACCUCCGAAGAAACGACGCCAACUAGCUCAACUUCUGACUCGACGACGGAUAGCUCAGAGACCACAACAUCAAGCGGGGAGACCACAACACCCGGCGGGGAGACCACUACACCCGGUGGUGCGACCACUACUCCUGGCGGGGAGACCACUACACUUGGUUCGGGAACGACGACCUCUGUGGCAGGAGAAACCACAACGGCUGGCUCUAGCGAGACUAUAUCUGGCGGAUCGACGGUCUCAAGUGAUGGUUCGUCUACUAGCCCUGGUGAUAUCAGUUCAACUACCGAAGGUGGCACUACAUUAAGCGGGCCUACCGAAACUUUCGGUUCUUCUAGUGAAACUACUGAAACUGGUGGUUCUUCGCCUAGUGGAACUACUGAAGCUGGCGGCUCUUCACCUAGUGAAACCACCGAAGUUAGCGGCUCUUCUCCUAGUGGAACCACUGAAACUGGCGGCUCUUCACCUAGUGAAACCACCGAAGUUAGCGGCUCGUCUCCUAGUGGAACCACUGAAGUUGGGGCCUCUUCAUCUAGUGGAAGUACCGAAACUGGUGGCUCAUCUUUAUCUACUACGGAGGGUGUUUCUGGCUUGACUGAGAAAGGCUCAUCCACAACUACCGAAGCUGGGGAGACUACUUCAUCAGGUAGCACAGGAAGCGAAGGUUCCACAGAAUCAGGCGCCACUGAGUCGACUACAGAAGCCGGAACUGGAUCUACUGAGAGUAUUUCAUAUGGAUCAACUGACGGAACUACCGAAUCUGAUGAAAGCACGCGUUGGGAUAUGUCUACCAUACUGUCGACGAAGUCGCCGCGCUGCAGACCAAGGAACAAGCCGGCCAAGUGCGUCAGCAGCAAGUUCGGAUGCUGUCCAGAUAAGAAGACACCCGCUGGUGGGCCUUUCGAUGAAGGAUGUCCAAGCCCAACCACUUGCAAGGACACUAAAUACGGCUGCUGCCCCGAUGGCGUGUCUCCCGCGGGAGGCCCACGCAACAGGGACUGCCCUGUGCCCAACUGCGAGGAGACCCUGUACGGGUGCUGCAAGUCUGACCGCAAGACACCGGCCGAAGGCAAUGACCAGGAGGGGUGCCCGCCGGCUUGCAAGUUCACCAAGUUUGGUUGCUGCGCGGACAAUGAGACCAAAGCCACUGGACCGCAUAAGGUGGGAUGCCCUGAAACGUCUACAACAACAGAGGCUCCCACGGAAGCAACUACGGAAUCGGAUGCAUCGACAGAAACGGGAUCUACAGAAGAAACGACCACAGAAACGACAACCGAACCUGUUACCGAAAAAUGCGAAAUCGUCAAUGGAAAAGAAGUGUGCCACCCAUGCAGUACGUCCGAGUUUGGCUGCUGCGACGACGGUGACACAGCGGCGCACGGACCCAACAAACUGGGCUGCUGUUUGCUCACGCCGCACGGCUGCUGCCCCGACAACUACCAGCCGGCGACUGGCCCCAAUCUAGAAGGUUGUGACUGCAAGAAUGCACCUUUCGGCUGUUGCCCCGACCAAACGAGCUACGCCACAGGGCCCAAUAACACCGGCUGUGGCUGCGAACAUACUCCGCACGGUUGCUGUCCUGACAGGCACACCGAAGCCACCGGCCCUAACUUCGAAGGCUGCAGUUGCCACACGUACCAGUUCGGCUGCUGCCCCGACGGCAAGACGCCCGCUGUCGGUUUCAACCUCCAGGGCUGCCGCUGCCAGGAGUCCCAGCACGGCUGCUGCGGCGACGGCGUCACGGCUGCCACCGGCCCCAACCAGGAGGGCUGCGACUGUGCUUCCAGCAAGUAUGGAUGUUGCCCUGACGGAGUUACAGAGUCACAGAGCAAGAACUUUACUGGUUGUGCUGAUGCUCCUGUUAAUAAACAAGCGGCCUGCGCCCUGCCGUAUGAGCAAGGUCCGUGCACCAACUACUCCAUCCAAUGGUUCUACGACACGGACUACGGCGGUUGCUCCCGCUUCCACUACGGCGGCUGCGAGGGCAACGGCAACCGGUUCGCGGAUAAGGCCGAGUGCGAGGAUGUGUGCGUCAAACCUGCUCCAAGAGACGCUUGUCACCUACCCAAGGUGAAGGGCAGCUGCACAAACAACCCAUCCAUCCGGUGGUACUACGACGAUACUUACCAGAGAUGCCUGCAGUUCCACUACGGCGGCUGUCUCGGCAACGCCAACAACUUCGACAAGCAAGAAGAAUGCGAGAAGCAGUGUGCGCCUAAACAUGACGAAGAAGAACAGUGCCAGCUGCCCAUCGAAGAAGGCCCAUGCGCCGGCAACUUCAGUCGCUGGGGCUACAACGAGACCACGGGACGCUGCGAAGAGUUCUUGUGGGGAGGUUGCGAGGGAAAUCCUAAUAGGUUCAUAUCUGAGGCAGCUUGCAUGCUGAAGUGCAAUCCACCAGGCACAAAGAAACCCGUAUGCGAGCAACCUCAAGACGCAGGCAACUGCACUGAGAACCUUCCUUACUGGUCCUUCAACCGCGACGAAGAGCGAUGCGUUCCCUUCUAUUAUGGUGGCUGUGGAGGCAACGACAACAAAUUUAGCAAUCAGAAACAGUGCGAUGAAGCUUGCCCUAAAUCAUUUGUGAAAGACAAGUGCACCCUGCCAGCGUCACCCGGAGAAUGCAGGCAGUUCCGCUUGCGCUGGUUCUUCGACACCAAACAUCAACAAUGUCGCCAGUUCCCGUACGGUGGAUGCGGUGGCAACGACAACAACUUCGAGUCAGAGGAUGUGUGCAACUUGGAGUGUAACCGCCCUGCCACCCCGCCGCCAGCACCGGAACCUGAAGCGACGUGCCUUCAGCCAACCGACGCGGGUGGCUGCUCGGGCCGCGAGGAACGCUGGACGUACUCCGCCGAGUCUAAAGAGUGUGUGCCGUUCAUGUACACCGGCUGCGGCGGUAACGACAACAAUUUCCCGUCGAAGGAAUACUGCGAGCUUACUUGCCGCCCGCCGCAAGACAUAUGCGAGUUGCCGAAAGACGUCGGCCCGUGCCGCGCCGCGCACCCACGCUGGUACUACGAUAGCACUAACCAACAAUGUCGUCAGUUCUACUACGGAGGCUGCCUCGGUAAUAAGAACAACUUCAGGUCAGAGGAGGAAUGCCGCAUGGGAUGCGUGCUCACGCGAGCGCCGCCAGUGCCCCCACCAACACAAGACGUAUGCUCGCUGCCGGCGGACGUGGGUCUGUGCCGCGCGGCAAUCCCGCGCUUCUACUUCAACGCCGCUUCUGGUCGCUGCGAGCCUUUUACCUACGGAGGCUGCGGCGGAAACCACAACAACUUCGAGAAUGUGCAGGAGUGCGAGCAGCGUUGUGCGCCAGCUCCCGUUCCUCCUCCACAUGAUGUUUCACCCGAGUGUCGCGUGGCAUCCCUCGACCAGUGCCGCGGAGUCGGCCGCAUGUGGUACCUGAACCCGGCUAGCGGGCGCUGCGCCCCGCACGACCCUCAGCCCGGCGCACCCAGCUGCAACCUGCCCGGCAUCUUCAGCUCGCCCGAGGCUUGCGAGCGGGCCUGUGGUGACUUCAGAGAGAUAGGUGACGUGUGCCGGCUCGAGAAGGACGCGGGUCCGUGCAGCGAGCGCCAGCCCAAGUACUACUUCGACUCGGCCACGGGCACCUGUCUGGCCUUCACGUACGGCGGCUGCUUCGGCAGCGCCAACCGAUUCUCCAGCGAGGCUGAGUGCGAGGACGUCUGCUUGCCUGGAUUACCUGAUCCCUGCAAACUGCAACCCAGCGCUGGCAACUGCAGCGAGCAGAUCGAGAGCUGGUACUACGACGAGGGCCGCGAUGAGUGCGGAGAGUUCUACUACACCGGGUGCGGCGGCAACGACAACAGAUUCCCAAGUAAAGAAGAAUGCGAGGGACAGUGCAAGAAGGGCGGAGUGCCGGAACCACCACAGAACGAACAAUGCCGCACGCCAGCCUCACUAGAGCCAUGCGGCGAGCCGAGCACCGCUUUCUACUACGACUCUACCCAGGCGCGCUGUGCACCCGCCCCGAUCGGUGACUGCACAGACUACCCCAACAAAUAUAGCACCGAGGAAGAGUGCCUGAGGAGCUGCGGCGAGUUCGCAGGAAUCGACGUGUGCCGCGCGCCACUCGACCCGGGCCCGUGCCGCACGUCGACGCAGAAGUACUACUGGAACCUUCGCGAGGGCCGCUGCGAGCCUUACACGUACGGCGGCUGCGGCGGCGGCCCCAACCGCUUCUCCAACCAGCCCGAGUGCGAGGAGGUCUGCGGACAUCUAGCUAUCGACCCGGCGUGCGGGCUGGCGCCGGCGCCGGGCGCGGCGUGCCCGGGCAGCAGCACCGCGGGGCAGCAGCGCUGGCACCACAGCGCGCUGUACGGGGAGUGCCGGCUCUUCGUCUACUACGGCUGCGGGGGCAAUGGCAACAACUUCUUGACCAGAGAGGAGUGCGAGCAGCACUGCAGCCCGCCGCCAGCCGGCAACGACCCCAGCGUCAACGAAGUUACCGGCUGCGAGGCGGCACAGGCCGAGUGCGCGGCUCUGUCUUGCGCGUACGGCGUCGACCGGACUAGGGAUCCUUAUGGCUGUGAGAGGUGUACCUGUAUAGCUCACCCGUGCGAAAACAAGAGAUGUCCCGACGGCCAACGCUGCGUAGUUGUUGUUAACUAUGACGCCACCACCGGAAGCACUCAGUAUGUCGGAGACUGCGGAAUAGCGGAGAAACCUGGUAUGUGUCCCGCGGAGGAGGCAGCCCCCUCCAGCACCUGCCACGUGGAGUGCAACGACGACGCGGAUUGCCGCGGCGAGCAGAAGUGCUGCAGCAGCGGCUGCAGCCGGCUGUGUCGCGAGCCCGAGAGCGCAGCGCCAGCGCCUGUCGAUUGCUCGGUUGAGCAGGCUCGAUGCGCGUCGCUGCAGUGCGAGUUAUCGAUACAAAGAACACGUUUACCAAACGGCUGCGAGCGGUGCGACUGUGUCAGACCUGAACCCAACUGUCAACCGUUCGUCGACGAGUGCAGCGCGCUCAAGUGCAACUAUGGACCAAUCACUAGGACCACUGAUGCUGAUGGAUGCGAGAGGUGUACCUGUAUAGCUCACCCAUGCGAAGGCAAGCAAUGCCCCGAAGGCCAACGCUGCACGGUCACCGCCUCCUACGACGGCCCGUCCGGCAGUACCCAGUACACCGGCGAUUGUGCGAUAGUGGACAAGCCCGGCACGUGCCCCGCGGAGCAUAGCUCGUCCGGCUCGUGCCACGUGGAGUGCAAUGAUGACGCGGACUGCCGCGGCGUGCAGAAGUGCUGCAGCAGCGGCUGCAGCCGGCUCUGCCGCGCGCCCGCCGGGCCCGAGAACGAAGUGCAGAUGCCCCUGGAACCACAAGCACCAGCACCUAACCCAGAGACGGAACACGAAGUGAGCUCAUCAGAGGGCGGCACCGCGACACUUCGGUGCCUGUUCCACAGCAACCCGCCACCGAAGAUCACGUGGAGGAAGGGAGAGAUCACGAUCGACGGCACUCAGGGCCGCUACCGUCUGACUUCGGACGGUGCGCUGCAGAUCGUGUCGCUGUACCGCGAUGACUCGGGCGUGUAUAUCUGUGUGGCUGAGAACGAACUAGGAACCUCGCAACAGGAGAUUGAACUGCGUGUCGACGGUCCCGUGGAAGCGCCCGCCGGGAUCGUUGGCGAGUCCGAAUCGGAAGUGAUCGGAGAUAUCGGACAUAGGCUUCGUAUCCGCUGCCUCGCGUACGGAUACCCGACGCCGUCCAUAGCGUGGUACCACCGUCCUACGGCCACGAUGGUUCCUUACGACAGCGCGAAGUAUGAAGCUAGAGGAAACGAACUGCUGAUCAAGUCGCUCGAGAUCGACACGCUGGGAGAGUACACGUGCCAGGUGUUCAACGGGCUCGGGAAGGCGGUGUCGUGGACGGUGACGGUGCGCGCGGACCGCGCGGACGCGAGCUGGCCGGCCAGCCCGUACCUGGUGCAGCGCGGCGGCGCGCCCCCGCCGCCGCCCACCGAGCCGCCCGCCCCUCCGCAAGGAGAGAGGUCCCCAUACGUUGAGAUCCCGCCCGUCCCUCCACAGUACACCGUGCCGGUGCGAACAGCUCUCCGCGCGCCACAGACGGCGCUGGCCACGGGAGGGCGACUCGAGCUGUCCUGCGAGGUGGACGGCCACCCUGAACCUCGCGUCUACUGGACCAAGGACAACGUACAGCUCGCCGAGAGCGAUAGGAUCUACAUCACACCGGCCCGUCUCAGCGUAAGCCGAUUAGUUGAAGAGGACGCCGGUGUGUAUGGAUGCCACGCCGACAACGGACACAGUAGCCAUCACUCAGUGGUGCAGAUCAGCGUGCAGAAACUGUACAUCCCAGAGUUGUGCAAGGAUAACCAGUACUUCGCAGACUGCAAACUAAUCGUGAGAAGCAAGCUAUGCCGCCACGAAUACUACUCCAAGUUCUGCUGCAAGUCGUGUGUGGAAGCGGGCGCGCUGGACCCUCAAACUCUGGAGUUCCAGGGCGACUCAGCAUUUACUUACAAGAAGAAGUAAACCCGUUAUGUGUCGUAUGAACGCCCGUGGAUGCUUACCUUAGCUUCCACUGUGUGCAGCGGGCUUAGAAUGGUCCAACGCGACCAUCCAUAGGCAAACGUCACUCUCAAAAUAUUUUUCUCAAUUUAAAAUAUUUAGAUUACGGGUUAACCGUUUGGCUGAAUACACCAAAAUUAUACUAACAAAAAAUGUGAGAGGAUGAUGUUUUGUCCAAAUCGAUAAGCGUGACCGCGUGGUUAUUAGUUUCUGGGUUUCUGGUAGUAGAUAGCACGCUAGUCCUUACCGAAAUGUGCCUCGUAAUUUUAAAUUCGAUAAAAAUUAUAGACAGAAGUAAAUCGACGAUACCAUGAAAUGAAUAUUUUGUAAGUUUUUUAAAAAACACUUUCUUAUUUUACCUUGGACUUGUUUACUUAAAUGAGAAAUUCAUGUUAAAUACCGAAGAAAGCAAAUAGGUUUAAAUUCAUACCAAACUUACCUUUCGUGGUUAAUAAAUACAUAGCAUAUAUGAUUGAAAAUCGCUUAUUCGCAACUGAAUAGUCGGUUAUCUAUAAAAUGAAUACCUACAUUAACCAAUAACAUCUAACUGUAUGUGAAAACAUAGUGUCACUCUCAAUUUUACAGAGGCAUUCCAUUUAUAAUAAUUAAAGCAUAACUUAUCACGAAAGGGAUCUUCCUAGUGCUAUUAAAUUUACAUUUACUAAUAUUUUUUUAAAUAUUUAAUUACUUGGUCAGUGUAGGUUCUAAAUAAGUAGUGAUUGUUUAUAGUUAAAUGUAUGUGUAUUUUUUAUCGUCACCAAGUGCCAUAACAUGUUUUGCUCGUGCAUUUCACUUUGACUUUAUUUACUUAGUUAUUUAUUGAUAAAAUUGCAAUCAAGAAAUUAUUUUUAUUUUUUAAUUUGAUUUUAUAGAGAACAUACUCGUAGGUACCAAUAGAUUAAUAUAGAUAGGAAAUGACUAAUUUACCGUUUAUGUGUAAAUAAAUAGAUAACAUGUCACAAUAAGCUCCAUCUGUGAUGGAUUCAUGAUAAUAAUAUAGUUUACUAACUUUAAUGACCGACCCCGAUAGAAUGAUGUAUGAACUUGAAUUUAAAGUCGAAAAUAGUAGGUAUUUUAAUUUUCAAAGAUAUACCUAACGACAAAAAUCCUGCUAAUUUUCUUGCAUAGUUGGAUUUUUCCGAAUAUUCUAGGUGGCGUUGCUAAAAUAAGUUUGUUUCUCACUAAAGCGAUGCUAUCAACAACAUUCGAAGGGAAAAUCUUUUGUCUCUAUAUUCAUUACUUAUCUCUUAAAAUUUUAAUUCCCAUUCAUCUCGGUCGGUCAUUACCAGUAAGUCAGUGAGGGAAAUAAAUUAUUUAUUUCUAAAUACGCAGUUUGGCUAAGGGUAUGCAAUAAAUAAGAUAGCGAUAAGCGGUACCGUGACGUCAUAAUAAUUUGUUACUAGGUAAGUGAAUUUAUAUGUGACACCAUUGUAAAUAGAAAAAAUUAAAGCUCUUUAAUGAAA
Molecule: messenger RNA, 11060 nt
Organism: Cydia pomonella (codling moth)
Lineage: Eukaryota; Metazoa; Arthropoda; Insecta; Lepidoptera; Tortricidae
Gene: Ppn
Product: papilin
Exons: 63
Coding region: 127-9561 (3144 amino acids)
Biological process (GO): extracellular matrix organization
Cellular component (GO): extracellular region
Molecular function (GO): serine-type endopeptidase inhibitor activity
Source: RefSeq, a predicted model, not a curated record